Messenger RNA from Anguilla anguilla (European eel), 2084 nucleotides. RefSeq names its product transcription factor B2, mitochondrial (gene tfb2m). Lineage: Eukaryota; Metazoa; Chordata; Actinopteri; Anguilliformes; Anguillidae. Gene Ontology annotation, cellular component: mitochondrial matrix. Gene Ontology annotation, biological process: transcription initiation at mitochondrial promoter; rRNA methylation. Gene Ontology annotation, molecular function: mitochondrial transcription factor activity; rRNA (adenine-N6,N6-)-dimethyltransferase activity. The record is from RefSeq and is a predicted model, not a curated record. The transcript has 9 exons. The coding region runs from base 253 to 1572 and encodes 439 amino acids.
UCUGUAUGAUAAAGAUUAGUGGUUGUAAUCGGUAGUUUUCGGCCAUUUCCGAACUAUCACGUGAUGUCGUCAGAGGUGUCCCCCGACGUCGCUGAUGUAUUGCGAAAGCAACGACGGUCAACAACAUGCUUGUUCAAUGUCACCGCGUUGCGAGGGAGGUCGGGAUGUACCUCUUGGAGUAUCUGUGAAUGUGAUUACAGAAUCACAUUAGAGCACAAAGAAAUACGAUAAAGGUACUGACAUCAGCCCAAGAUGUCCGCCUCCAGCUCCAGACUCCUGGUUCUGGCAGUGAGGACUGCCUGUAGCCACACGCAACCGAGGUACCUGCUGGCGAACGUGCCCGUCCCCGUCCUCACCCAGUCGCGGGCGUACGCCAUGGACCCGCUCUCCGUGGCCAGUCGGAAGACUCAGGUCCCGUCGUGCAAAGCGGACCGCGUGUCUCCGGACCUGGGGCUCAACCAGAGGAACCUGUCCGCGGUGGCCGCCUCCCUAAAGGGCCAGUGCCGCCCGCUCUGCAGGUACGACUUUCUGGACCUCGGGGAAGUGGAGGAGAACACCCGCAAGGCUCAGGCCUGCAAGAGCCUCCGCCGCUUCAUCGUGGACCCAGCCCUCGCCCAGCUGGUGGCCGACCGCCUGGAAGGAGACCUGGCGGAUGGGAAGGCCGUCAUCUUCGAAUGCAACCCCGGCCCUGGUGUGCUAACACGGACGCUGCUGAACUCUGGAGCUCAGAGACUGGUGGCGCUAGAGAGUGCAAAGUCCUUCCUACCUGAGCUGCAGGCCCUGGAGAGCAGUCUGGACGGGCAGCUGGAGGUGGUGCACUGCGACUUCUUCAAGCUGGACCCGCUCGGGCACGGGUCCAUGAGGCCCCCCGCCAUGUACUCUGAGAAGCUCUUCACUGACCUGGGCAUCUCCGAGGUGCCUUGGACCGCAGACGUGCCGGUGAAGGUGGUGGGGAUCUUCUCCCAGAGGAACGAGAGGAACAUGCUGUGGAAGCUGGUCUACUCCCUGUUCCAGCGCCUCUCCAUCUUCCGCUACGGCCGCGUGGAGAUCAUCAUGUUCAUCAGCGAGAAGGAGUACACGAAACUCGUAUCCAGACCAGGGGAAUUUCAGAGUUAUCAGGCUUUAAGCACGCUGUGGCAGAUGGCUUGCGAUAUUGAGCUGCUUCACAAGGAGCCGUGGUCAUCUUUUGUGACGGUAUCCAAACACGGUGGAUUGGCAAUCCAGAAAAGCAGACUCCCGAACGACCACCUGUGCCUGGUGAGGCUGACCCCUCGCCCGAGCCUGUUCACGGCUCACCUCACCCCUGCGAACGGCGCCACAUUGAUCAUGAUGGUCAAGCAGUGCAUGGCCAAGAGGAAAGCCCUGCUGGUGGACAGGCUCAAUUCUUGGAGUCCAGACAGUGGAUUGAAGAUCAUGCAGAAGAUGGGCCUUCUGGAGAACACCCUGACUGGACACUUGUUUCCGGAAGAGUACAAACACCUGUUCCAGCUGAUGGAGCAAUCGGAGGAGUUCAGCCACAGCUGGCUCUAUGAAGAGGUCUUGGAGAACACCCAGAAAUCUGGCCUUUUGUGACUUCCUCGAGAACAGAAUUCACACAUUAUGUUCCUUAAAACCGAAUUUAGCACAUGCAUGUUCCUGUAAGAACAGCAUUCAUGUGGAAGCUUCUGAAGAACAGAAUUGCUCCAAAUGUUCCUGAAGAAAAGAAUGGGUGUUGUCUUCAGAUUCCUCAGCUCUAAAUUGCUUGCUGGACAUGCUAUUUACAUCUCACUUUAUUAGAUGGGCAAAUAAAGAAGAAGCUAAAUAAGACUCGAGUAAUUUACAUCCAGCAACUCUUCUUUGGCUACAAUGUAAUGUAUCUUUUUUAAGUCUGUACUAUUGGCCCAUGCAGAAGAUGCAGAAUAGUAGACUUAUGUAAUGCCUAAUGCCUGUACAGAUUUCUUUUUUCAAUAUUAUAUGAACUAUGAACUCUGUGUACAUAACAAAAAGAACGCUGUGUAAAUCGUAAACUUAUGAUAAACCAUGUAAAUUCACUUGGCUUUGUUCUUUUGAUAUUUCUGAAUUAUUGUAAUAAUACUAUCGAUUUA